AUGGUGUUGGCUCCGGUAGUUUCUAAACGGGAAGAAGACUCCAUGAACAAUGAGCCUUCUCUCAGUGGGAAAAGCAUCAUUGGUCUUAUCUUUCCUCCCCCAGAUAUCAGAGCCGUCGUUGAUAAAACUGCAUCUUUCGUGGCUAGAAAUGGAGUUGCAUUCGAGAACAGAAUCUGUGAAAAAGAAGCGAACAGUGCCAAAUUCAGUUUCUUGAGUCCUACAGAUCCAUACCACGCUUAUUAUCGUCUCAAGAUUAGAGAUUGUCAAGAGGGUAAAGUAGAAACUUACGUUCCUAAGCCAAUCGUUCCUGAUGCCGUUAAGGAAGCCAUCAAGAAGGCUGAGUUUGUCCCUACCAAACCUCCACCAGCGUUUGAGUUCAGUGCUGAUCCUGCAACUAUCAACGCUUUCGACUUGGAUUUAAUUAGAACAACUGCGAUUUUCGUCGCUAAGAACGGAAGACAGUUCCUCACACAAGUCAUGACCCGUGAGGCAAGAAACUAUCAGUUUGAUUUCUUGAAACCGGCCCAUUCCAAUUUCAGUUAUUUUACUAAAUUGGUUGAACAGUAUACAAAGGUUAUCAUUCCUCCUAACAAUAUCCUUGAUACUCUCUCCACAGAGAAAAGCAGCAACAAAAGGUUGAUGGAAGAUAUAAAAUAUCGUGUUGCCUGGGAAAAACAUCAGAAAACUCUCAAAGAUAAGGAAGAGAAAGAAGCUGAGAAGGAACGAUUGGCUUAUGCUGCCAUCGAUUGGCAUGAUUUCGUUGUUGUUCAGACUGUUGACUUCCAACCUGGUGAUAAUGCUAACCUUCCUGCUCUUUGCACCCCAUCAGAUGUUGGUGCUAGAAUCCUCUUGGAACAGAGACAAGAAAUGAAUAAGACUGCUGGUGAAGCAGUUGAAAUGGACAUGGAAGAAUCAGACAGUGACGAUGAUGAGCACAAGUCGGAUUCUCAUCAACCAGAAGUCAUGCGCCCAACACCUACAGAAUUCGCUGCUCCUCUCCCACCUUCAAAGCAGAAGGAUAUCAUCGUCAGAGAUUACGAUCCAAAGACUAUGCACAAACAGAAACGUGCUGGAGAGAAAUAUCUUAUAUCUCCUCUUACUGGAGAAAGAGUUCCAACAGACAAAUUGGAAGAACAUGUCAGAUACAAUACCGUCGAUUCACAAUAUCUCGAGGGUAGAGAUCGCUUUGCCAGUGAUCGUGCUAGCGAUGAACCUGUGCUUGCUCCUGGAGCUGAUAUCAGUCGUAAUCUUGGAAACUUCGCCGAACGUCGUUCCGAUAUUUUCGGUGUUGGAGCUGCUGGAGCAGAACAGACAGUCAUUGGACGAAAAUUGGGUGAAGAGGAACAAGCUCCUAUUAAUACUAAACAUAUUUGGGAUGGAUCUGAAGAGACUCGUGAAAUGCACACUCAACGUGUCCAAAAUCAAGUCACUCUAGAUCAACAGAUCCAUGAAAUUCAACGUCAACACGGUUAUAUUCCCGAUCCAUCAAAAGAACGAAUCGGUGCUCAGCCUAUUCCUAAACCUCCUCCACCAAGCGCUUCCGCUAUCCCCAUACCUCAACGAGCUCCUGUACCUCGUCCACAAGCAUCAAUUCCCGCACCAACACAUGCACCUCCACCGAUGAAUGACGGUCCACCAGCUAAACGGCAAAAAACUGAAGAAGACCUAGAACCUGAAAGUUCUUGGCUCGAGAAAGUUUCUGGUAACGUAGAUCUCCGCAUCCAGCUUCCUAAAGCUCCUGAUCUCGGCUUUGACGGAAAUAUCAUAGCCCUGCAAAUAGAUAUCACAAACUCCAUAGGAGAACUGAAGCAAAGAAUUCAAGAACUGACAAACAUGCCAAUAGCCAAGCAAAAACUAAACUUCGAUGGUUUCUUCUUAAAAGACCAGUCAAGUCUGGCGUUCUACAAUCUGAACAAUCAUUCAUUAGUAACGGUUCAAGUGAAGGAGCGUGGAGGAAAGAACAAAUAA
This is a messenger RNA of Auanema sp. JU1783, 1968 nucleotides long. Lineage: Eukaryota; Metazoa; Nematoda; Chromadorea; Rhabditida; Rhabditidae. The record is from the annotation of a GenBank genome assembly.